AUGAUCGCCAAGGAGGUUAUUAUUUGCAUCGCUGUUGGCAUAGUUGCAGUAGUCGGUUCCCCUAUUGAAGAUGGCAAAUGGCAUCCAUACAAAUAUGGAGACGAUGGCAAGUACAUUCCAACAGACGAAGGAAAAUACAUUCACAUACCAAAUCCCUAUAUCCACAUCGACAACCCUUACGACGGAGGCUACGGACCGUACUCACACGAUUAUGAACCUUACGUCGGUGAGGCUUCAGUCGAUCACUACAGGCACGUGUUGACACCUCCCGAUGAGCUUCUGCCUUUCUACAAAGAAGGUUACUAUAAGAACAACGGUAUCAAGAUCAUAAGACAGAAGCACAAUUACGACGAAGAUAAAUAUGACUUCGAUUUCGAAACCGAGAACAAAAUCCGAGCGGAGGAGAAGGCCUUCAUUAAAAACCCGAACACCAUCGACGAAGGCAUCGCAUCCAAAGGCUUUUACGAGUACAUCGGCCCCGAUGGCUUCUUAUACCGGGUGGACUACACCGCCGAUGAAAACGGCUUCCGGCCAUCGAUAAAGCGGAAAGAAACCCCAUAUUCCGGAAAAUGGGUUCUAGAAAAAGUCUAA
Diatraea saccharalis (sugarcane borer) is the source of this 591-nucleotide messenger RNA. The record is from the annotation of a GenBank genome assembly. Lineage: Eukaryota; Metazoa; Arthropoda; Insecta; Lepidoptera; Crambidae.